GCCUGCACUUGCUCUAUUAUUUCGUUGCUAGCCGGCUGCUUGGUUAGCCCAGUGAUGGAAGCCGCCAGAUGAUAACCAAGGGUGCUCUAAAUCUCGACCGUGUCCUCUUAAACACCUCAAGCUCUCCACAACCUGAUCAGCUUGAGCAAGCGCGUUUAUAAGAAGAUUCGUGCAUCACGGCCCCGAUGCUACCUCACGCUCAACUGCAGGGCAACGGUCGAGCCCCGCUCCAUCCGAUUCACGAAUCCUUUCUCGACGGCGAGGCUGAUACCUUCGAAACGCCACAAACAUCGGAUGGCCUUGGAUCAAUCACUUUCACGGCUCAAGGCCACAGUCGAGCUAUCGGUGCCGUUAUCCAACACUACAACGGCCCCACGUUUCAACACUACGAUAGCAACCCUAGACAGGAUUACUCUCCCGUUUUAGAGUGGUUAUGGCCUCGCCCGGAAGUUACCAAGGCAAACCCCGCACUAGCGCAAUAUAAAAAGCAAUACAUCAUUCAUAAGUCUGCAUCUGAAGCCAGAAAAGGUCAAAUCAGCCCAUGGAUUUUCAAGCGGCCUUCUGGAGACGCCUUUGUCGACUGGCUUGAGAGCACUGGCGGCAACCUUUGGCUCUGGGGCAAGAUCGGCUGUGGAAAAACAGUGCUCUUCUCCGCAAUCGUCAAACACAUCGAAUCCCUCCGAAGAACCCAGAGAACCAUACGGCUCUGCUACUAUUACUGUCGGUUUCAGAACGACGUGGAAGGGGAGUUGAUUUUAUUGCUUCGCAAAUGGCUUGUCGAGAUCAGUGAGAAGAGCGCCGUGCCUAGUGCGCUGCAAACACUCUAUGAACUCUGUCACGAGUCAUACCCUGCUCGAGAUCCCACUUCAGAGGAAUUGGAGGAAGUUCUUCUUGAAGUUCUCCGCGCGAAUGAUACAAACGCAUCAAGGCAAGCCAAAACGAGAAUCGCAGACCCAGAAAGAAGGUUCUUCCUUCUAGUGGAUGCCUUGGAUGAAAUACCUUCGAGCGACGAUCAAAGUCACCAAGUGCUAGAGAUGCUAUCGCGAAUCGCGAGUGCAAGGCUGCAUAACACCUUCAUUUUUGUCACUAGUCGAGAUCGUUCCGACAUUGGAGAAUACCUGAAGCCAAUAUUCGUAGACCUGCGCAUGGACUACGACGCAGUCGACGAAGACAUCGGCGAGUAUGUCCCGCGCGCCAUUAUGGCAUGCCCUGGUCUCAAUCGGCAAUCGGCGGAAACGAAAAUAAAGAUCACUGAAAGGCUCGCAAACCAAGCAAAGGGAAUGUUUCUGUGGGCGGCGCUACAAAUGCGUCUGCUUCGGGCUCUACGAGUCAAAACUGAUGGCACCAUUGAGCACGCUCUAUCGACUUUGCCCAUGGAUCUGAAUGAGACGUACGAACGAAUCUUUUCCAGCAUCGAUCGGAGCCUUGCAUCGAAGGCUCUGUUAGCACUGAAGUGGAUUGUACUGGCGAAACGACCACUUUUUAUAGAGGAGGUUGUGGAGGUGUGUGCGUUUAAAGCCGGGCGUCUUCCAUCGCUGGAGACCGAUUCGAAACGUCUCCAAGCUUACAACCUUUUCGAACUCCUACAAGACCUGGUCGUUAUCGAACCUCAUCUUGACAUCGAGGAGAGCGGCACGCGAGCCAUGGCCCACGUCCACACGGUGACCCUGGCGCAUUUCUCACUGAGCGAAUAUCUGAGCCCCGCCGAAGGGGUUCCGAACAGCAAUCGCAUCUUUCAAAUAUCUCCAAGCGAGGAUCAUGCCCUCAUCGCCAAGAGCUGCCUUUCCUAUCUCUAUCAUUUCAACACAAAGACGAACCGAGAGAAUGCGAACGUCCUGCUGGAAUAUGCAUGGUAUAACUGGGAAAAGCAUAUCAUCACAUGUUCUAACGCGGCCGAUGAGCAAGUCCGCGUGCGGCGAAAGGCCAUGCAGCUGUACGAGAUUAUCCAGGGAUGGAGUGAUCUUGACCCAAGUUGCGAUCCGUCGUCGCACAGCGAGAUAUCAAACCAACUGCUGGAAUCAUUGGACUGGCUUCCACAAGGGGAAGUGGCGAAAAUGGUGCAAGCUCUCGGUAUACCCUACUUCCACCCCAACAUCGACGAAUUCUUAGCUGAACGAAUUUCCGAAGAGGACUUUUAUGAACCCCUCUCUCAGCCCACGGACAUACGACUUCUAUAUUUACUUCCUUCUCUGGACAAGCGAAGACGGACACUAUGCCGCAUGGCCCGCGCUAGCCUAGGCAGCCUGCCGGAAUUCUCUGCUCUCUCUUAUGUGUGGGGAGGGCGCGACAUUAGGCAUUCAGUCUGCGUCAACGGCUUCAAGAUAAAAGUCACCAGGAAUCUUUCUGAGAUCCUUGCAACACUCUGCGCUCAAGAGUUCGGUCAAGCUCCAGCUCUCUGGGUCGACGCAAUUUGCAUCAAUAGGCUAGAUCUCAGUGAGCGGGGACAUCAAGUCAGCCUCGUAGGCGAGAUAUAUCGAAAAGCGAAGGAAGUCGUUCUAAGCAUAGGUGGUGAUUUACCCGGCGACGAAGAAGGCAUUCAAGCACUGACACAUCUUGGCUCUGUGGAUACUUCCCAAGUCUCUAGAAGUCGAGCGCCUCUUACGGAUGACCAACGGGAAGGAAUCUUCCAGAUAUUCGAUCACGAAUUCUGGAAAAGGAUGUGGACAAUACAAGAGCUCGCGCUCGCUCGACGGGGGACCAUGUUGGUUGGAUCAUUGAGCAUUUCGAUUGACGUGAUAGAGGAAGUCUUUCGACGAGUGUUGCAGCCGGACAGCACCCAUAGGGACGACUACGACCCCUCGACAUGUCUCUUCCUGAGAGACAAUCGCUUACGUUACGCCAGAGGCAUGAUCCUCACGCGUAUUCAGUACAAGGCACGUGGUCGCCUUGAGCUUCCUGAACUACUCUGCCGAUUUCGGCACCAUCCCUGCACCGUUCCACAGGACAAAAUCUAUUCCGUCCUAGGACUCAUUGGAUAUAUGUGUGAGGAGCUUCGACCGGACUACUCAAAGAAUGCCUAUGACGCUUUCCUGGAUGCUGCAGUGGUAAACUUGCGGCAUUACGGAGUCCUCAACAUUCUUUCUCACGUGUCAGACGAUAAUGACAUCAAACUUCUAGAAGAGGGGCUUGCGCCUCUAAUGAGGGAUUCCGAUCCGGAACUGCCUUAUCGUAAAAGACCAGAGGAGCCUUUUCGUGCAAGACUGAGGACCUUUCUGUACGGGGGGGUUGGGCCUUCAUGGCUCCCAACUUACCAACAUCGCAGGACUCCUUUUGUUUCCUGCGAAAAAGCAGCGGGUAUCUUCAAAGCAGGCGGGGAUGCUUCUGUACGUGUUCACAUCGAACGCAGCUCCGAAAUCGCCAGAUUGAAGGUAGCAGGCCGUGAAGUCGAUUGGGUAGCGUCCACCUUCUCUGGCCAGGACAGGAGCGAGCGAGGACUCCAAGCGAUGAUCAGCUACCGAGGGGCUCGGCUCAUUUGCUCAAUCGUAGAAUUCUGGGAUGUUUUGUUGGCUGGUCAGUCCUACGACGGUUGUCGGCUCGCUGAAGGAUCAGUCAAUGGCGUCAGAGUUCCGCCAACGACAACAGAAGAGGAAUCGAUAUUUCUCCAAUCGGGGGCUAUGCAGCACUGGCCCAAUUUUAUCGCCGGUCGUAAGCUAUUCCUUACGGCGUCUGGUGUUCUCGGCUUAGGUCCGCAGUGCAUGCGGGAAGGAGACGUGGUAGUGGUUUUUGCCGGUGGCCCUGUGCCUUACGUGCUUCGAAGGACGUGCGAAGAGGACUGCGGUGAUUGCUUUCGGUUUGUCGGAGAAUGCUACCUGCACGGUUUCAUGGACGGAAAAGCUGUCCAGGGCCACGAGGACGACGAAACCUUCUGGGAGACCUUCUGUAUACACUAAGUGUGGAAUAUCUCGCCACAACAGUUCAGGCCUGGGAUAGGGAGGGAAGAGAGUUCAACAGCGCCUGUACCGCAAGCACCUUACGCCGUGAAAUUCUGGUGCUACGACGCUGAAGGGCCCAUAGCUUCGACGGUGCAACUUGCAAUCUGCAUGUACAUGAGUAGCCGUGACGGCA
This is a messenger RNA of Trematosphaeria pertusa, 4065 nucleotides long. RefSeq lists its product as uncharacterized. The transcript is spliced from 4 exons. Lineage: Eukaryota; Fungi; Ascomycota; Dothideomycetes; Pleosporales; Trematosphaeriaceae. The record is from RefSeq and is a predicted model, not a curated record. Bases 186 to 3890 code for a protein of 1234 amino acids.